This is a messenger RNA of Thalassophryne amazonica, 8008 nucleotides long. RefSeq names its product mbt domain containing 1 (gene mbtd1). Lineage: Eukaryota; Metazoa; Chordata; Actinopteri; Batrachoidiformes; Batrachoididae. The transcript has 17 exons. The coding region runs from base 213 to 2300 and encodes 695 amino acids. The record is from RefSeq and is a predicted model, not a curated record. Gene Ontology annotation, molecular function: zinc ion binding. Gene Ontology annotation, cellular component: nucleus. Gene Ontology annotation, biological process: regulation of DNA-templated transcription.
GCAGCGGUCGACGACCUCCCCUCCUCACUGACCAAUCACAUCAAAGUAGGUUACGCUCGCGCAUGCGCACACAGUAGGGUAAUUUGUUGAUAUCUUGCCUGGUUGUGUUCAUUUUCUCACUUUGGUUGUAUUUCAAGCCAAAAACGGCCCGCGCAGGGCUUUGCGUCGCACCGGGUUAGAGAGUUUACAAAAAGAAUCUAUAUGAAGGGCUGAUGGAAGACACACGGGACCUGGCUGAACGGACCUCGCGUUCAGAACGUAAGCGAAGAGACUCGUUCGGGAUGUUUGAUGGCUAUGACAGCUGCAGCGAGGAGUCGACCAGCAGCUCCAGCUCAGAGGACAGUGAGGAUGAGGUGGUGCCCUCCAUCCCCGCCAGCCUUCCAAUCAUCAAAAACAAUGGCCAAGUGUACACUUACCCGGAUGGCAAGGCUGGGAUGGCCACCUGCGAGAUGUGUGGGAUGGUCGGAGUACGAGAUGCUUUUUACUCCAAAACCAAACGCUUCUGCAGUGUGUCCUGUUCCAGGAGUUAUUCCUCAAAUUCCAAAAAAGCUAGCAUCUUGGCCAGACUCCAGGGCAAGCCACCAACAAAAAAGGCAAAAGUCCUGCAGAAGCAGCCUCUAGUGGCAAAGUUGGCAGCUUAUGCCCAGUACCAAGCAAGUCAGCAGAACCAGAAAUCUAAAGCCGUUGUCCCUGCUGAGAGCUUUGACUGGGGUCAGUAUAUCUGUAGCAAUAACACGGUUGGAGCGCCGGUCAGCUGCUUCAGACACGUUCCUAUGGGGACAUGUUGGGGCGACAUACAAGAAGGAGUGAGAAUAGAAGUGCUCAAUUCAGAUACUAAUCUCUCCACUAAGGUCUACUGGAUAGCAGAAGUCAUUAAGUUAGCAGGGUUCAAAGCUCUCCUGCGGUACGAGGGCUUUGACAGCGACAGCAGCAAAGACUUCUGGUGUAAUCUCUGCAUUCCUGAGGUGCACCCAGUGGGAUGGUGUGCUUCUAGCGGAAAGCCCCUCGUACCUCCAAAAAGCAUUCAGUAUAAGUAUUCAAACUGGAAAGCUUUCCUCGUGAAGCGACUCACUGGAGCUAAAACGCUGCCAUUUGACUUUAACACCAAGGUACAGCAGAAUAUGCAGUUUCCCUUUAAGAAGCUGAUGCGGGUGGAGGUGGUGGAUAAGAACUACCUGUGCCGGACACGGGUGGCGCUGGUGGAGCAGGUGAUUGGCGGCCGCCUCAGAUUGGUCUAUGAGGAGAGCCUCGACGGGUCAGAUGACUUUUGGUGUCACAUGUACAGCCCGCUUAUCCAUAACAUCGGCUGGUCGCGCAGCAUCGGACAUCGCUUCAAGCGAUCAGAUGUCGCAAAAAAAAUUGAUGGACAAGUUGAUGCUCCUGCACAGCUCUUCCAGAAGGUGAAAGAUGUGGAACAGAGCGGGGAAUGGUUCAAAGACGGAAUGAAGCUAGAAGCCAUUGACCCCCUCAACCUCUCAGCAAUCUGUGUAGCCACUGUAAGAAAGGUGUUGGCAGAUGGGUACCUCAUGAUCGGGAUUGACGGGUCAGAGGCUGUGGAUGGAUCAGACUGGUUCUGCUACCAUGGCUCCUCCCCCUCCAUCUUCCCUGUUGGCUUCUGUGAAAUCAAUGACAUUGAACUCACGCCCCCUAGAGGGUACGCUAAACUGCCAUUUAAAUGGUUUGACUACCUCAGAGAAAUGGGUUCAGUAGCUGCUCCUGUGAAGCUCUUUAACAGGGAAGUUCCCAAUCAUGGUUUCCGGCAAGGCAUGAAGCUGGAGGCGGUCGACCUGAUGGAGCCACGGUUGGUGUGUGUUGCCACGGUGACGAGAAUUGUGCACCGGCUACUGAGGAUCCACUUUGACGGCUGGGAGGACGAGUAUGACCAGUGGGUGGACUGCGAGUCACCUGACCUCUACCCUGUGGGCUGGUGUCAGCUGACGGGAUACCAGCUCCAGCCGCCGGCAUCACAGAGUAACAGAGAGAUGCCUCCAUCCGUGCCCAAGCAGAAGAAAAAGGCCCAACAGUAUAAAGGCCAAAAGAAAAAGAGGAAGAUUCCAGUUGGUCGACGGCACUUCAGUCAGACAGGCAGGAGGAGGAGCUUCUCAGGGGAUGAAGAGCAGAGUCCGCCCCCUUUCCCUGCCCAGGGGCCUGCUCGGCCCCGGCCCCGAACCCACAACCCAGAGUCUCUGCUGCAGCUGAAGGAGGAGGCGGCCGAGGUGGACGAGUUCACCUUCUCACAGGGCAUCUCUGACCAGGAGAGCAACGGCUCAGGCAGCUACUACAUCAAACAGGAGCCCUGAGGUCUCCAGGUCGCACGCAGCGGGAGUUGAACCAGCCUUGAAGAACACUCGCAGAACAGCGCCACCGGCAGGAGCUGGUAUCAGCUUCUGACACAGUCCCGAGGGUAGAAUGCCUCUGCAGCCAAACGUGACUCAAAGGUUAGAUUUUGGGCAUUUUAUCCAAUGAAUCCACAUCAGCGUGCUCUCCUUGCCUGUCUGACGUGGGGGUGGGGCAGAAAAGGAAAAAAAGAAAAAAAUCCACCCAAAUAUGAGGUGUUGAGUUUCGGUUGGAUUUGUCUGCCCUCGUACGUGGACGUGGGUCCACCCUGCCUGUGCUGAGGUUCUGGGCCGAGCACAGAGACCUGCACAAACUGUGACACGUUUUUAUUGAGCCGGGUCCUUUAUGGGCUCGUUUCCACCACCGACAGCCCCACAGUGGAUAGAGGCUGUGUACAGUUAAUUUUUUUGCCAGGUGGACUUUUACUUUGUUUAUAGUACUUGAAGUUUUUUGUUUGUUUUGUACCUGUUUCAGAGGUGUUUGGUCUUAAUAUUGUGCUUAUUUUGCCUUGUUUUUUGGUGGCUGUGUGGGGAACAUUUUGUGCGUUGUUUCAUCAAAGUGAUUCUAUUCAUAUAUAGUAUGUGCAAAACUAUACAGAGUGACAGAAUAUAGAUAUUUAGGAUUUGAAAUGAGGGAUCUUUUAGUGCAGUGCUGCUCAGCGUUUUCUUUCGCUAUUUUUAGUUUUUUUUUUUUUUCUUUCAUCAGACUUCUUCAUGCUGUUCAAUUCAUUGAGACAGUACCUGGUGAGAGGGUGAGAAUCUGACGUUUGAUGGCAGCUGUUGGUACUAAGAGUUUUUGAUAUUUGUUUCGGACUCAAAUGGUUGUUGCUCUGUUGCUUCGCUGACCAGGUUCGGAGAAAGCAGUUGAUCAGGUUUCAAGUGUCGUCAGCGAGCACGUAGUCAGCUAAAUGGCACUUUAUUAGUUACUUCCACUGCCAUUAUUUUGUAUAAUUAAUCUAUUAAUGUAUUUUCUAAAAUAUUAGCAAUGGUACAGAAUAUUUGUUAGAAUUCCCCAAAACCCAAAUUAUCUUAAGAUAAGCUGUUUUGUGUGACAAAAAGGAUUUGUUGCCACACAAAGUAAAACACUGAGGCUUGAUUUUGGCGGGGGGGGAACUGAGCUCAUCCUUUACAUUUAAAAAGAUGCCAAUAACUUUGUAAACUUGUGCCCCUCCAAAGUAAAAAUUGGUCCACAAAUGGCUCAUUUUCAGUCAGUCGUAAGACAAGACUGCAGUGUUUUAAUUUUGAUCUGGGCUGCCGAGCUAGCCUCACCCUGUCACACCCAUGACUUCGAAGAGGCUAGUUAGCAUGUAGCAUGCUCGCAGAUGUGCUCCACGCAAUCACGCAAUCCUUAAGUGUAGUCCAAAGUUCUGUCAGUCUCUUUCGCGAUCCGUGAGCUUAUUAAAUAAUUUAACCCUGAAUUUGCGAUGGUAGGUGUUUGUGUUCGCUUACUGAUGACACAGAAGCUGCAUCACUCAUAUUGGGAGGGGGGGCAUGUGUUGUCAAUUGGCAUAAAGCGACAUGAGAGCAUGCCCUCUAGUGGGUUUUAUGUGAACAGCGUUUAACAGCUCAUUUUUAAACCACAGCUAAGUGACAAAGCAACACACCCCAAAGCUCUUGGAGUCUCAUGUAAAAUUUUUUGUUUGAGUGAAAACAUGAAACAGAUUCUUUAAAGAUCAGCAGCAAAAAAAAAAAAAAAAAAAAAAAAAAUCUUUGAAACAGCGUCACAUGUUUCUUUCUUAGGAUGAUGAUGAUAUGCAAAGCUUUUUUUUGUUGUUUUUUUGUCAGAGCCAUAUGUAUGCAAGCUAGUCCACAAUUCAGCUGAGCCACAGAAUAAUAACGAAACAUAAACAAUGCACUGCUUUUUGCCAGCGGCCUGUUGAAGGCAGCAUCCACACAGACAGCGGCACAAAUCCGAUUCUCCAGAACGUCGUCAUGAUGAUGAUUAUGAGAAACUCUCUGUCUUCUACCUCCUGAUGCUAGCCAUGUUUAGCCAGUGUCGAGCGUUGCCGUCCGCAAGGGUGCGAUAGUGUAUGCAAAAGAAAACCGUGACCCGAAAACGAUCCGCUUGAAGACUUCAGACGCCAAACACGGCAGGCACGCCACGAGGUCGUCUCCUAAUCGGAACGAUAUGCAAUAACACAGAUCCCAGAUUAUGAUUAUUUAAUGUUAAAUGGAGCACCUGCAAGUCUUGCUAAGAUCACUACAAUCAUAUAGAAGAUAAUUUUACUAAAUGUUAGUGUGUAUCUGAUGUGUGUUUGUGUGCGUGUGUGUAUUUAUAUGCAUCAGUGGUUCUCAAACUGGGCUUGAGACCCCCUACUUUAUUUUUUCUUGCUUGUUUUUAUGCCUGCAAAUUAAGUAAGUUGUAAAGUAAAAGAUUUUUUUUUUUUCAAUAAGGCUGGAUGUUGUUGGUGUUGUAUUGUCACGAUCCAACAGUUUUUGCAGGUGGUUUCACAAAAUCCUUUACCUGCUGAGGAGAGCGGUCUCACUGUUGACUCUUUGUCUUUGGUUUGGAUCAUCUAAUUAAGGGUUCAGUUUUGUUUUUUUCCCCCCACAUUAACAUUGAGAUAAAGGGCUCUAUCUUCUACCUGUUGCAAAGCAGCGCACAAGGCAAAUAUUACUGCUAAUUUCUAACUGAUGCAGUUGCGAUUUCCAUGCACAGGACUCACAUUCUUGACAUAGCAAAUGUCUGUGUGCUCGCGGGUGCGUUGAUCUCAAAAUGAGUCCAGCGCGCCCACGAAGCAAAGUGUUGGUUCAUCAGAAAGCUGCUGCAUCACAAACAACCAAAAACCUGAUGGAUAGUUUUUCCUGCUGUUUCUGCAGUGCGAUAUUCAGAUAUGCUGUACAACAGCGGGUUCAUGAUUUGCACAGGGGGGUGCAUGAGCAGACUAAACUGCAUCUAAACGGAAUUAAAAUUAAAAGGAAGAAUGUUUUGGGAUUUAAGAAAAACAAAACACAAACUUAGAAUAUCUCUGGCUUGUGUUGUUUUUUUUACACCAUUUGCUUCCUCCCCGGUUUCUCAGGCUCCAGUUACUGAUGUGCUUUGGCUUUCCUCACAAGAAAACGUCUCAUAGUGUAGUUGUACAUGCUAAUGCGCCAUGUGCUUUAGAUCGUGAAAAUGGGGCACAGUGAGUUUCAGGCCGUGGCAGCACUGCGUAAAUCUUAAGGCCUCUGAAAUAGAAUGAAAUUAAACAAAAUCCUAUUUUUUGUUGGUGUUUGAUUUUUUUUUUUUUUUUUAUGUUUUAUUUUUGUUUUUUGGGGGUCUGAAGGUCAAACAUUUGGGAACCACUGAGUCACGCUGGCAGCAUCACUGUACAGAAGCAGCUUUUAAAUGCAGAGCAAAUUUAAAGUUAGCAAAGGUUUAUGUUCCAUGUACCAUUGAGGUUCAAGAGUCAACUCUCAGGACAUUUGUGUUGAUUUUUCAGUCUAAACCAGCUCAAAAAGCAUCUUUCAAAGAAAAAGUCUCGCUUCAAGCUUUUUCUUUCUUUUUUUUUUUUCCCUUAAUCCUUUUCUGAUGUCAUGUUAACGUCUCUCCGUAUUUGGUAAAGUGCAACACUUUGAACUUCUGUUUCCUGGUGGCAGGAUAUUUUCGAGUGAAGUUAUAGAGCAAAAUUAAAUUUAAACUCUGAGGGAGAAAAAGUAAAAUGACUACAAGAACAAAAGGUCCCAAUAUUACAAGAAUAAAAUCAUUGCUGCUUCACACGGCUGAGGUUCUCUGCUCCUCGAACACCGAGAAACUCAGUGAUGGUGAAAUCGCAACAGCCUUUAACCAAAUUUAUAACAUUAACCUUUCCUCCCUCAAAAUAUGACAAUAUAAUUUUCGUUAUGACAAUUGUAAAUUUGUCAGAAUUAUAUACUGAGAAUUCUAAUUAUAGUCGCCCCCCCCUUCAAAAAAACAGUUUGAGCUUCUUUCGUGUUACUUCAAAAAUACUGAUUUACUGAAAUACUGAUUUUUGUCCUCAGAAUUUAACUUGGGAGAUUUCAGUGAUGAUACAUUUAAAUUGCAAAAGAUAUUAUUUUUCUUCACGUAUUACUGCUUCCCCUUCAUAAAACCAAUUUAGUUGAUCAAAACUAAUUUCCUCAAACGUUCUAUUCUCAUACCAAUUUUUUUUUUUCUUCAUUUUUUCGCAGCACUGACCCUGACACUUUGUGGUUUUAAUGUGAUGGAACACAAAGUUAAAAAAAAAAAAAGAAAAAAAUGAAUGAGCAAUAAACUGAGUUGCAAAGGUUUGAGAUUAGGAUUAAGUUCUCAUGAGAUUAUUUUCUUCUGAAUGAAGCAUUAAUUAAAAACAUCAUGACCAAACUGCAUUAUCUUCGUACUAAAAAUGAAAGACUGUUCUCUGGAUUAACUCUGGUCUACAUCAGUGGUUCCCAACCUGGGGGGUCAGGACCUGUGAGUGGAUCGUAAAAACCAGAUGUAAGAGAGAAUUUUUAAAAAAAGAAAAUUUUGUUUAAUUUUGGACUUCUUCCAACUCUCAUUCUCAGAGGUUUCACAUCUGCCUCUAUCCUGAUCUACUCCAUAAUUUAUCUUUAUGUAUGUUUUCCCUCCAGGGUUUGUGAAAAAUGUAAAAACUAAAAAAAAAAAAAAAACUUUACAAAUAAUCUGGCUCUCCCCAUUUUUACAGAUGUUUUGGACUCUUUUGUUGUAAGUGUGAGAUUCUGUGAAAUCCAGUUCUUUAGUAAUCCUGCUGACAGACCUAACGGGGCACACGUUUGAGCACAUACCUGUGCCAAAGCCCAAACAAUUCCCAGCAAAUCCCCUGAAAGCAGGUUUAUUUCUUUUUGAAUAACCAUGUUAACAGCACGGGUGAACGUGAUGAAUGAUUAAGGACUUGUACACAAAAGCCGUUGGGAACCUCUGGUCCAGGUUAACCCUACAUAUUCAGACGUACAAUCACUGUUUCUAAAAAGAAAAGAAGAAAAAAAAAUAAAAAACCUUGUAAGUUGUAGAUAUUGGUGUUUAAGCUCUAAAUCUGUCUGGCGGCGUGUUUUUGUGUGGCGUAGCCGGAGGAUUUGGUGCACCGAUGACCUGGACACAUGCGGGACACGUUGUGUCGAUGUCGUGAUGAGGUUUCAGUCUUCGUGUUUGCAGCGCCCCCUCGAGUAGCUGCUUUUUGCUUUGGUUUUUUCCUUUGGAUACUAACACGGGUCUUUUGUAUGUGAUCACCCCUGAUUAUAUUAAACCAUUAUAUUGUGGUGCUAUAUAUAUAUACAUACAUCUAUAUACAUAUAUAUUUGAUAAAAAUGACUUAAUGUAUUGGGAUUAUUAUUGUCUGAAAAAUAAUUGUGUUCAGAGGGUUAUGGUGCAAAAUUUAUUUUGGAUACAAAUUUAAAAAAAAAAAAUCUGUGAAUAGUUCUAAAUCUAUUGAUAUUAACACUGAGCAUUGAGGUACAUUAUUAGACUGCAGUUUAAAGUUUGUACAUCUUUUUGAUAGUGUAAUCAUUUUCCUUUCAUAUGGUCAAUUUGUGCUGUGAUCAGGCUUUCAUAGACUUUGUACAUAAAGGAUCAUCGUAUCGGUUGUAACGAACAGCUUCUUUGUUCACAAGCAUCACAAACUGUUUCCGCAUGGCUGUGAAAUUUAUCUGGUGAUUUUUGUUUUUAGUUUUUUUUUUUUUUUUUUUUUUGUAACAUCUGACUUUUACACUGAAUAAAAAAGAUGACUUCAAACCUCUUA